AUGGGUUUGAGUGGAGGUUUAAUGCUAUUGUGGAACAGAGAUGUGGAAGUCUUGCAAAUAGUUAAACAUAAUUUUUGUAUCCAAGUGAAGUAUAAGACAAAGGAUGUGGAUUGCCCUGAGUGGAUGAUAUUUGUGUAUGGGAGUACAGACAAUCACAUCAGGGCAUUGGAGAUGGACAAGGGAUUAUGGGGAGAUAAGUGGUGCAUUGGGGGAGACUGGAAUGCAAUUAGGCGUAAUAGUGAUAAGAGAGGAGGAAGGGUUAGACCUGAGAGGAGCUAUGAUACUUUUAAUGCUUUCUGUGCCAAUAUGGAAAUGAUGGAGGGUAACAACAGGCAAGGUGAAGGCUUUGUGGAGGAGAAAAUUGACAGGGUCUUUGGUUCUUUUGCUUGGGUUUCUUCUUAUUCAGGAGCAAAAGUCACUUCUCAGAUUAGGAGUGUGUCUGACCAUUCUAUGUUAAUAUUGGAUUCUGGCUGCCAAAAGGCUAAGUUCUUUACGAGAUUUGUGUUUGAUAAAAAGUGGCUGAAAAUGGAGAGGUGUGCUGAGGAAGUUGAACAGGCUUGGGGUGAGGAAGUGGAUGGGAAUCCAAUGGUGCAGGUUAGAGCGAAGAUAAAAAGAACAAGAAUGGAUAUUAUCAAAUGGAACAAAGUGUUCAAAUCAGACAAUGCCCAGAAGAAUCAGACUCUGACUUUGAGAUUAGAGGAGACGAGGAAGUUAGGGGAGGUGACAGAACUACAGCUACAAUGGGUGAAAGAGUUGCUGACAGAGGAUGGUAUAGAUUGGGACAGAGAUAUUGUCCACAGCCUAUUUACUGAUGACUCAUGUAAAGCUAAUCUAGAGAUGAAAGACCUAGAUCCUACUGAAAAGGUAGAUGCAAAAGGUAGAUUUACUGUCUCAUCCGCUUACUCAGUUGCACUACGGCCUCGGCAAGGGCUGGCGAUGGACGUGCGAGCAGGGGCUUCGGUGGUCGAUCUCGGGGUGCGGUUGUUGGGCGUCGAGCUUGGCCUGGCAUCGUUGGCGAGGCGUGGUCUACUCACGGAGGGUAGUGAGGGAGGGCCGACCAGUGGCCGGUCGAUCUCGGAGUGGGGUCGAUUUGAUUGCCGGGGGUCGUCUGGCGAGAUGGCAUGCGUCGGGCGAUGGGAUGCUGGCGUGCGAGCGAUGAUGUGCGCGGGCGAUAGCGGUUGUGGAAGGGUGGUGCGGCCGAGAGAGAUGAGGGAUUUGAGGGUUGACUUGUCUCAGUUUUUUGAGACGCGAGGAGGGUUAGAAAAAUUCAAAACUUUCUUUAGAGAGAGAGAGCUAAUUGGCGUGAAGAUGUGA
Messenger RNA from Striga asiatica, 1314 nucleotides. The record is from the annotation of a GenBank genome assembly. Lineage: Eukaryota; Viridiplantae; Streptophyta; Magnoliopsida; Lamiales; Orobanchaceae.